UAUGGAAUCGAGUGAAACAGAUUUGCUGUCAGACGUUUCUCUUGGACCAAGGGAAGAACCUGUAGGAGGAAAUGAAGAACCGGAACCGACUAAGAAUCAGGAUAUUGUGUUAGACAAUUCAAGCUUUGAGUUGUUAUACGCUAUAAAGCCAUACCACAAACCUAAAAGUGUUAACCAAAUUGAAACUACAAUUGAAAACAAUCCAAGCUUUGGAACUGAAGCUAAUAAUUUGAAAAGUGAUCUCAUAAAAAGAAAGAUAGAGACCAAAGAAAACAAUGACGCCUUUAAAAAUGAAAAAAAUCUUAAAGUCUUUUACAAACAUAUACUAGAACAGUAUUCUAAGCCAAAGUUUAAAGCAAUAAAUGAAACGACAGACGAAGCAAAAAGUGAAAAUGAAGAAAAGUGUACAGUCAGUCUAAAACUAGUGAUUAUUUUAGUUCAAACAAAUAUUCUUUUGAUAAUCAUAACAAUUGGCUAUUUUUUUACGUACCCCUUUAUUCAAUAUUUGUCUGAGGAAAAAAUUAAUACUAGAGCAUUUCAUGUAUCAACUAUACCUUGUUUUAUUCGAGAGAAUAAUUCUUUGGAUGGUUGCUUGUAUAAAAGGCUCAGAAACUUUGGAGAAUCCAGCGAAGAAAAGAAUUUCUAUACUACUUUACCCAUUGAUUUAGAGACGGCUGAAAGGAAAUCCAUUGCAAAAAGUCGAAAAAAUAGAAAUCUCAGGCGUAAGAAAAAGAACAAUUUUAUUUCUUCCGUCAAUAACGAUGAACAAGUUCCUGAGGUCAACAGCUGA
Dimorphilus gyrociliatus is the source of this 790-nucleotide messenger RNA. Lineage: Eukaryota; Metazoa; Annelida; Polychaeta; Dinophilidae. The record is from the annotation of a GenBank genome assembly.